ACCACCACCGUCUCCAUCACUUGUACGCUGAUGAUGGAUUCAUGCCUAAAACGUCAUUCUGAUUCUGGGUUGCCGAUUUUUAACCAAUAAGCAGAGUAGAAGAUUUCCAAGAAAUAAGAUUCGGUUUUGAGCUUCAUCCCAUACCUUAGUUCUUCAAUACUAGUAGCUAGAGUAGGGGCGACUUCCAUUUUUCAAGUGAAAAAGAUGAGUUCAAUUGUUUACAACUCAAUGAAUCCUUCGACUGCAAUUCUAUCAAGAAGCCAACAGUUUCCACUUUUGGUAGCAAAAGAUUCUUCCUUUGAAUUCUUUCAAUUCCUGCACCAGCACAGGUGUAAUUAUUUCAGAAACCAAGACGAGAAUAGGCGUUUUAACAAGAUAAAAAGAGUAAAGGCCGGGUUGCGUGAAGCUCAGAAGAGGAGGGUGUCAACUAAAGAAAGUGUUGUUGCAAAAGUCGAUGAUGAGAAUUACUCAUCAAAGGCAACCCAGAAAAAGAACUUGAGGAUUCUUGUGGCGGGGGCCGGGAUUGGAGGGCUGGUUUUUGCACUGGCUGCAAAGAAGAAGGGGUUUGAGGUGGUAGUGUUUGAGAAGGACAUGAGUGCUAUAAGAGGGGAAGGACAGUAUAGAGGUCCAAUUCAAAUACAAAGCAAUGCUUUGGCUGCUUUGGAGGCUAUUGACAUGGAUGUUGCUGAGGAAAUUUUGAAUGCUGGCUGCAUAACUGGGGAUAGGAUUAAUGGAUUGGUUGACGGUAUUUCUGGCAAAUGGUACAUCAAGUUUGAUACAUUCACUCCUGCGGCGGAACGGGGGCUUCCAGUGACAAGAGUUAUUAGCCGUAUGACUUUGCAACAAAUACUUGUUCAUGCAGUAGGAGAGGAUGUAAUUAUGAAUGAGAGCAAUGUGGUUAACUUUGAGGAUGACGGUAAUAAGGUCACUGUGAUUCUUGAGAAUGGACAGCAAUAUGUAGGUGAUCUUCUAGUUGGUGCUGAUGGGAUAUGGUCAAAGGUCCGGAGAAAUUUGUUUGGUCACACAGAACCUAUAUAUUCAGACUAUACUUGUUACACUGGUAUUGCAGAUUUUGUUCCUGUUGAUAUUGACACAGUUGGGUACCGAGUUUUUCUUGGUCACAAGCAAUAUUUUGUUUCUUCAGAUGUUGGUGGUGGAAAGAUGCAGUGGUAUGCAUUUCAUAAGGAGCGACCCGGAGGUGUUGAUAGUCCAAAUGGUAAGAAGGAAAGGUUGCUUAAAAUCUUUGAUGGUUGGUGUGAUAAAGUGAUGGAACUAUUGCUGGCCACAGACGAAGAUGCAAUUCUUCGUCGUGAUAUUUAUGACAGAACACCAUCAUUUAGCUGGGGAAGGGGUCGUGUGACUUUACUUGGGGACUCAAUUCAUGCAAUGCAACCUAAUUUGGGACAAGGAGGGUGCAUGGCAAUUGAGGACAGCUAUCAAUUGGCUUUGGAGCUUGAUAAAGCUUGGGAACAAAGCAUAAAAUCAGGGAGCCCAAUGGAUGUUGUCUCUGCUUUAAAGAGCUAUGAGAGUGCUAGAAAACUACGAGUUGCUAUCAUUCAUGGAUUGGCAAGAUUGGCUGCAAUCAUGGCAUCAACUUAUAAGCCGUAUUUGGGUGUAGGAUUAGGGCCACUAUCGUUCUUAACAAAAUUUAGGAUACCGCAUCCAGGAAGAGUUGGUGGGAGAAUAUUUAUCGACAUUGGAAUGCCAUUAAUGCUAAGUUGGGUCCUAGGUGGCAAUGGCUCAAAACUUGAAGGCAGACCAUUGCAUUGCAGACUUACUGAUAAAGCAAGUGAUCAGCUACCAAAAUGGUUUCAAGAUGAUGAUUCUUUGGAGCGUGCUCUGAACGGAGAGUGGUUCCUGUUUCCCACUGGACAAGCCAAUCCUGAUCCAGUAGCUAUUUUCUUAGGCAGAGAUGAGAAGAAUAUCUGCACAAUAGGGAGUGCAUCACACCCUGAUAUUCCUGGAGCAUCCAUAAUUAUUAACUCACCCCAGGUCUCCAAGCUGCAUGCUCAAAUAAGCUACAAAGAUGGAUUGUUUUUCUUGACCGAUUUACAAAGUGAGCAUGGCACCUGGAUUACAAACAACGAUGGUAGGCGCUACCGGCUGCCUCCUAACUCACCAGCUCGUUUUCAUCCGUCAGACAUCAUCGAGUUUGGUUCUGACAAGGCUGCAUUCCGGGUAAAGGUCAUGAACCAGCCACCGUUCUCGGGAAAGCAGCGAGAGACUAAAGUUCUUUCAGCUGUAUGAGCCAAUGGUCACGUUCUAAAAUUUUCUAAAAUCUUGGACGCGGAUAUUGUACAGCAUUUUUUUGCAUGGCAGCGAAGCCGUGUGAAGCUGCUGCAUUUUGUAUUGUGAAGAAAAAAGGAAUAGUUCGGUACAUAUGAUCAUAUUAGGAAUAUUCUUACAUAGACUAAUGAUAUUAGACUCAUGGCUAGCGAUUUAAUCACCGAGAUGCAAUACAGGAAGUUGGAAGUUGGAAUACAGGAAGUGUUAUCGCUUCUUAUGCAGAAUUCUACUUUUAAAAGCUUGUAAAUUCAACAGGAAACUACAGCAUCGCUGAUAUUGUCUCUUGUAUGCCUUUCUGUGUUUCAUUCUACCGCUCCAGACUCUCUGGUGAGGCAAGGUAAAUGCAGCUCAGAGAUUGGGAA
Messenger RNA from Coffea eugenioides, 2648 nucleotides. Its product is annotated as zeaxanthin epoxidase, chloroplastic. Gene Ontology annotation, molecular function: protein binding; FAD binding; zeaxanthin epoxidase activity. Gene Ontology annotation, biological process: abscisic acid biosynthetic process. Gene Ontology annotation, cellular component: chloroplast; membrane. The record is from RefSeq and is a predicted model, not a curated record. The transcript has 16 exons. NCBI's taxonomy places the organism in Eukaryota, Viridiplantae, Streptophyta, Magnoliopsida, Gentianales, Rubiaceae. Bases 205 to 2247 code for a protein of 680 amino acids.